UGUAAGCACUCUUUUGUAUAUAAUACUAUUCUAUGAAAUUAACAUCUUGUUCAUCAUAUAGAACAGCAUAAUACAGCAUUUUAACUAGCUGUCCUGAGUGAUUUUUGAAUUCUGUUUUGAUAGCUUGUACACCGGGAUAUUAUGGUCCUAAAUGUGACAGAAAAUGCACCUGUAAUGGGACUGACAACUGCAACCCAUUAAAUGGUCAGUGCAUAGAAAAUGAGCAGUGCAAAGAGGAUUAUGUGGCAAAGAAAUGUGAACAAGGUGUGAUUAAUCUGAAGUGUCCAAAGGAUCCUGGGUGGUGGUAUUGGGAACGCAAUUGUUAUUAUAUUGAGCCAGUGAUGCAAUCAACCUGGGCAAACGCUAUGGAUUUUUGUACUGCUUACCAUGAAACUUCAAUGUUGCAAGAGCCAAGCAAAACAGAAAAGAUUUGGCUGUUUUCUAUGAUCAAGGACUUCGUGUGGAUAGAUUCACCAAAGGCAAUAUCUGAAGAUCUGUUGGAAGGCAAUGUUGACAAAUCUACUGAGUCAUGUAGACAGAUGGCUAGCAAUGGAACCAUUAGACUAGCUAAUUGUUCUUCUUUGGCUGGCUGGAUUUGUAAAAGAAGGGAAGAUGCCAGCAUAUUUUGGGAAUACCCUGGAAAGAUUCUUGUUAUACCAUUGGGGAACAAAGCUUAUGAAGAUAAAGAACAUGCAAAAUCAGCCUGCUUUUUAGAAGAAAAAUGCACUGGAAUUAGCUACUGGAGAAAGCAGUAUGUACCAGUCAGUGGUAAAGAUCUGGUCUUAAGUAGUAGGAGGCAGAUUACCACCUAUAUGAAAACAGCUUGCAGUGAAAGAAGAUAUGGGAACUAUUGUCAGGAAAGGUGCCCUGUGUGCCCCAAAAAAACCCCAUGCAACAGACUGACAGGAAAGUGUUUCGAUGAACUAUUCUGUGGUGAAAGAAAAGAGUUAAGACUCUGUGAAUUCAAACUUGAGAGCAAAUUCUGUUCUCCUUCUUGGAGAUACUUCAGUGGACGUUGUUAUUAUAUUUCUACGUUUGGUCAGCUGAAUAAUAGUGAUGCAGAGUACAUGUGCAGCCGAUUUAAAGGAGGUCAGCUCUUAGAAGUAAACUCCACUUAUGAAAAGGAUUGGAUAGUUCAAGUAACCUCAAACAAAAUCUGGGUUCGGGAUGUGAAUCCCAGUCUCCAGUCAAAAAUGCUGCCAUUUCCCAUGAAAGGAAAACUAGAGCCAAGGGAUCUUCACAAGAUUGAGGACUUAUGUCUGCAUUUGGAUCCUAAGAUAAACCGUUUUAUGGCAUCUCCAUGUACACAGUAUUCUUCAUGGGUCUGUGAGGCCCCACUAGCUUCGAAGGCAGUGGAUGUUUCUUAUAAGUGGUGGAAAUCAAUGGCUUUAUCUGGUAUAAUAACAACUAUUGUCAUGAUUCUGACUGUGUUUCUGACAUAUAACAUUGGACACUGGAUUCCAGAAGCAUCAGGAAAGUCAAAAAAAGAUUCAGCCACACAAUAAGAGUUGGGUUCUGUAAUCAGAAAGUGUUUCAUAUGAAGAAUAAAAACUGGCAUACACAGUUGGCAGGCUCAGAGACUGAGUCCUGAGUUCUUAUUGUCUUGCUGUUAAGGAUUGUGGGUCAUGGAGUGAGAAAGCAUAUGGAACAGCAAAUGCAAAUGGUAUUUGUUCAGGGCCUUAACAGAGUUUAGAUAGUGUGUAGCAAUAUGAUUAAGGUUGUAUAAUCUUAGGUAUGACUGCAGAGGUUCAGAAGGAAUGGCUGUCUGCUUGUAGCACUGAACUGGCAAAAUAGGGAAAAAAACAGACAGUAAAGAACUAGUCUAAUUUAUCUAACAGCUUUUAAGACUGUUUUGCAAUUAUAAAAAACACUUCCUUGCAAUUUUCUUGUUUGUUAAAGGAUUAAAUAAACCUGUA
Sphaerodactylus townsendi is the source of this 1916-nucleotide messenger RNA. RefSeq lists its product as uncharacterized. The record is from RefSeq and is a predicted model, not a curated record. NCBI's taxonomy places the organism in Eukaryota, Metazoa, Chordata, Lepidosauria, Squamata, Sphaerodactylidae. Bases 342 to 1505 code for a protein of 387 amino acids. The transcript is spliced from 10 exons.